UCCGGGCGCUGACACGUCGAGGGAGCCCGCCCUGAGCUUCCCGCCUCCGUGUCCCCGAGGCCGCGCCAUGCGGUGAGAGACCCCUGCCCUACCCUACUCGACCCGACUCGACGGACGCGCGGCCCCGCCGACAUCCCCGGACCCGCUGACGCCCCAGGACCUGCAGAUCGCCCGGGCCCCGCCGCUCAAGAUGCCCAGAGGCUGCGCCCUCCUGCUCGCCUCGCUGCUCCUCGCUGCGGCCCUUUCAGCCACCCUGGGGCUCGGGUCGCCGGUGAAGGAAAAGAGAGGCUGGACCCUGAACAGUGCUGGCUACCUUCUUGGACCACAUGCCAUUGACAACCACAGAUCACUUCACGACAAGCAUGGCUUCACUGGCAAGCGGGAACUCGAGCCUGAAGACGAAGCCAGGCCAGGAAGCAUUGACAGGCGGCUGUUGGAGAACAAUGUCGUGCGCACGAUAAUCGAGUUUCUGACUUUCUUGCAGCUCAAAGACGCUGGGGCCCUGGAGCGCCGGCCCGGCCUCCCCGCAGUGCCCUCGGAAGGCGUGGAGCAGUCCUAGGAGGCUCCCAGGGCGGUGCGGCUCUUCGUGGGCAUCGAAGUCAAGCUCGAAGCCUAUGAUAAUCAUAC
Globicephala melas (long-finned pilot whale) is the source of this 627-nucleotide messenger RNA. RefSeq names its product galanin and GMAP prepropeptide (gene GAL). Lineage: Eukaryota; Metazoa; Chordata; Mammalia; Artiodactyla; Delphinidae. The record is from RefSeq and is a predicted model, not a curated record. Gene Ontology annotation, biological process: neuropeptide signaling pathway. Gene Ontology annotation, cellular component: extracellular region; secretory granule. Gene Ontology annotation, molecular function: galanin receptor binding; neuropeptide hormone activity.